ACCCACAAAAGCCGUGACUUGACCUUUACUACUACUACCGGUUUCACUCUACCAUCACCACCACCUCUACCACCAUCUUCUCUUCUUCGCUCCAACUUAAAGCCCCUCCGGUUUUAUCUGUGCACAUCUCACACGAUUCUCGUUUCUGUUUCUCUCUCUGUGACCUCGUUUUCAUAACACGAGCAUUUAUUGUCUCGGGAACCAAACAUUGUGUGAAACAACCUGCUAGCUGUUUCAUUGACCUUAUGGUAGUUUCGUUUUCUUUGCACUAUGGCCACUUCAGGUGUUGGUAGUUAUAGAAAUGGCAAUCAUAGCAGCAGGAACUCUCUCAGCAAUAACAGCAAAGUGGAUAGACCUCUCUCUUUAAACUCAAAUCCGAAGAAUUCUUUUAAAUCCAAGUCCUUGCCGACUUCGGGGCUCCGGAAAAGCGCUCCUGGUUCUCUUGGAGGUGCUUCCGGAGCCGCCAAGGAUGGUACUGGAGUUCCUGGAAGAGUAAGAGUAGCUGUGAGAUUGCGGCCACGAAAUGCAGAGGAAAUGGUGGCAGAUGCUGAUUUUGGUGAUUGCGUAGAAUUACAGCCGGAGCUUAAAAGGUUGAAACUGCGGAAAAACAACUGGGACUCGGAUACCUAUGAGUUUGAUGAAUUGCUCACUGAGUUUGCUUCACAAAAACGUGUUUAUGAGGUUGUGGCAAAGCCCGUUGUAGAGAGUGUUUUGGACGGAUAUAACGGCACAGUCAUGGCGUAUGGGCAGACUGGUACUGGUAAGACAUAUACUCUUGGACGACUUGGAGAGGAAGAUACAGCUGCUCGUGGGAUAAUGGUUCGGGCUAUGGAGGAUAUACUGUCAGAUGUUUCCUUGGAGACAGAUUCUGUGUCUGUCUCCUAUUUACAGUUAUAUAUGGAGACCAUACAGGACCUCCUUGAUCCAUCUAAUGAUAACAUUGCUAUCGUGGAAGACCCAAAGACUGGAGAUGUUUCAGUACCCGGAGCUAGCCUAGUAGAAAUUAGAGAUCAGGAGAGUUUUUUGGAACUAUUACGGUUAGGGGAAGCACACAGAUUUGCUGCUAAUACAAAAUUGAAUACUGAAUCUUCUCGUAGUCAUGCUAUUCUAAUGGUAAAUGUAAAGAGGUCUAUCAAGGGAAGAGAUUCUACUCUUUCAAGUGAAAAUGGUAAUGGCCCUCACAUGGUUAAAAGUUUGAAACCUCCUGUUGUUCGGAAAGGCAAGCUUGUUGUGGUAGAUCUUGCUGGCUCAGAACGUAUUGACAAGUCAGGAAGCGAGGGACAUACACUAGAGGAAGCCAAAUCUAUCAAUCUCUCCUUGAGUGCACUAGGGAAGUGCAUUAACGCACUGGCAGAAAAUAGUCCCCAUGUCCCAGUUCGUGAUUCAAAGCUUACUAGGUUGCUUCGAGAUUCAUUUGGAGGGACAGCGAGAACUUCAUUGGUUAUUACUAUUGGUCCAUCCCCACGCCAUCGAGGAGAGACAGCAAGUACUAUAAUGUUUGGACAAAGGGCAAUGAAGGUGGAAAAUAUGUUGAAAUUGAAGGAGGAAUUUGAUUACAAAAGUUUGGCUAGACGGCUAGAUAUACAAUUGGACAAAGUCAUAGCAGAACAUGAAAGGCAGCAAAAAGCAUUUGAGGUGGAAAUCGAAAGAAUAACUGUAGAAGCACAAAAUCAGAUUUCUGAGGUUGAAAAGAGCUAUGCAGAUGCAUUGGAGAAAGAAAGAGUGAAAUAUCAAAAAGAGUAUAUGGAUUCAAUAAAGAAACUGGAAGAAAAGUGGAAGAUGAACCGGCAAAAGCAUACUAAUGAUGAAAACAAGCCUGGAGGAAAAGAUGCCAGUUCUGAUGAGAAAUCUAAGGGAGAGGAUUGCAGGGUUGCUGCUGUGGAGGAACUUGCUGAGGUAAAAAAAUUGCUUCACAAAGAAACACUCUUAAGGAAGGCUUCCGAGGAGGAAGUUGAUAAUCUUAAAAGUCAGUUGGCUCAAUCAAAGAAGUCAGAGGCAUCAGGAAAUUCUGAGAUUUUAAAGCUUCGAAAGAUGCUGGAAGAUGAGGUGCACCAGAAAGAAAAACUUGAGGGGGAAAUAGCACUACUACAAAGUCAGUUGUUACAAUUGAGUUUUGAGGCUGAUGAGACAAGAAGAAGACUUGAUAGAGGCGGUUCUGAAAAAAUUCUUGGUGGCCUAGAUUCUCAAAUGUCUCAAUUUAAGCAUCCACAGCUCAAUGAUUCAGGAAAUGGGGAGAAGGCCUCUGUAGCUAAACUCUUUGAACAAGUUGGGUUGCAAAAGAUUUUGUCAUUGCUUGAAGCAGAAGAUGCUGAUGUGCGAAUUCAUGCAGUGAAAGUCAUAGCAAAUCUAGCAGCUGAAGAAGCAAAUCAAGAGAAGAUUGUAGAAGCUGGUGGUCUUACAUCACUGUUGACACUCUUAAGCAGCUGUGAAGAUGAAACUGUACAUCGAGUUGCAGCAGGUGCCAUUGCCAAUCUUGCAAUGAAUGAAACCAACCAAGAGCUUAUAAUGGCUCAAGGGGGAAUUCGUUUAUUAUCCAUUACAGCAGCCAAUGCUGAGGAUCCUCAAACCCUUCGAAUGGUUGCUGGAGCCAUCGCUAACCUUUGUGGCAACGAUAAGUUGCAAAUGAAACUAAGAGGUGAAGGUGGCAUUAAGGCUUUACUAGGAAUGGUGAGAUGCAGGCAUCCUGAUGUCCUUGCACAAGUUGCUCGUGGAAUAGCGAAUUUUGCAAAAUGCGAGUCAAGAGCAUCAACUCAAGGAAAUAAGAAUGGGAAGUCUCUUCUGAUUGAGGAUGGUGCACUUCCAUGGAUUGUACAAAAUGCAAACAAUGAAGCCUCACAAAUCAAGCGGCAUAUAGAGCUUGCACUCUGCCACUUAGCACAACAUGAAGUAAAUGCAAAAGACAUGAUUAGUGGAGGUGCACUUUGGGAACUGGUUCGCAUCUCGCGAGACUGUUCAAGGGAUGAUAUAAGAACUCUUGCACAUCGAACCCUAACUUCUAGCCUUACAUUUCAAUCAGAAUUGAGGCGGCUACGUAUAAAUUAUUGAUGAACUUAUGCAGAUGGCAUUGGAUUUGAAGAUUUAGAGAAGAGCAUAUCAACUUUAAUUAGUUUAUUAUUGAUUGUUUCUCCCUGCUAACAAGAGCAAGCAAGAAUACUAUGUGCUAUAUUCUUGUUGAAAUUUUGUUAUUAAUUAUUAGGGCUGUGAUUUUGAGUCCCCUGAAGAGGUUGAGUACAUAGAGAAAAAAGAAAAAAAAAAGCCUCAGGUUUGUGAUAAAUUACUGUUUCCAAAUUAUAACACUAGUGAGUCCAUCCCUGUAUUAGCUUGUAGCUAGUUAGUGUAUAAGUUUGUUUGUAUAUGAAAUGAAUAGGGGAAAACACUAACAUUCAAGCAUUUAUUGUAAAGUUCAAAAACAGAAAAAAAAAACAUUUAGAUUGAAUAUGUUGGCCAUUGUUAUGUAAUGCAUACUUUUACUCCAGAGCAA
Molecule: messenger RNA, 3481 nt
Organism: Jatropha curcas
Lineage: Eukaryota; Viridiplantae; Streptophyta; Magnoliopsida; Malpighiales; Euphorbiaceae
Gene: ARK3
Product: armadillo repeat kinesin 3
Biological process (GO): spindle elongation; microtubule-based movement; mitotic spindle assembly
Cellular component (GO): spindle microtubule; mitotic spindle
Molecular function (GO): ATP binding; plus-end-directed microtubule motor activity; microtubule binding
Source: RefSeq, a predicted model, not a curated record